GGGUGCAAGCCGGCAAGAUGGCGGCGGCUGGAGCGGGCCGUCUGAGGCGGGCGGCGUCCGCGCUGCUGCUCCGGAGCCCGCGCCUGCCCGCCCGGGAGCUGUCGGCUCCAGCCCGGCUCUACCACAAGAAGGUUGUGGAUCAUUAUGAGAAUCCCAGGAAUGUGGGGUCCCUCGACAAGACAUCUAAAAAUGUUGGAACCGGAUUGGUGGGUGCUCCGGCAUGUGGUGACGUCAUGAAGUUGCAGAUCCAGGUGGACGAAAAGGGGAAGAUUGUGGAUGCCAGAUUUAAAACAUUUGGCUGUGGCUCUGCCAUUGCCUCCAGCUCCUUAGCCACGGAAUGGGUGAAGGGGAAAACGGUGGAAGAAGCCUUGACCAUCAAAAACACAGACAUCGCCAAAGAGCUCUGCCUUCCACCCGUGAAACUGCACUGCUCCAUGCUGGCAGAAGAUGCCAUCAAGGCUGCCCUGGCUGAUUACAAACUGAAACAAGAGUCUAAGACGGAAGAGCCAGAGAAGCAGUGAACCCUUAAGAAGCUCCAGCUGGUCACAGCAGCCACUUCCUGCCUCCCUAGCACAUCCAAGAAGCUAUGAGAAACGCACACUAUUUGCCAUUUGCACUGUGGCUCUGAUGCAAGCAAAACACCAUUGAUUCCACCUAAUCCCACGUUCCUUUCAGCUUGCUUGUGUCCGUAGUGCAAUUAAUGUCUUGAUUUAUUUUGUGGCCUGGGACUGAAAUCAGCACCGAAGUCUUAAGCUUUGGAGAGUGACAGCGAGUUGUCCCUAACCUGUGGGAAAGAAUGCCAGCAGAAUGCCUUGUUCUGGUUAUUUGAUAGAAUUUAUUACUGUAUAUUUAACAGAUCUGCAUAUAUAUUAAUAAUAAGAGAAUGUAAGACGA
Molecule: messenger RNA, 894 nt
Organism: Psammomys obesus (fat sand rat)
Lineage: Eukaryota; Metazoa; Chordata; Mammalia; Rodentia; Muridae
Gene: Iscu
Product: iron-sulfur cluster assembly enzyme
Exons: 5
Coding region: 18-521 (167 amino acids)
Biological process (GO): iron-sulfur cluster assembly; intracellular iron ion homeostasis
Cellular component (GO): cytoplasm; mitochondrial matrix
Molecular function (GO): 2 iron, 2 sulfur cluster binding; ferrous iron binding
Source: RefSeq, a predicted model, not a curated record